CUAUCUCCUUGCCCCCCUUAAUCGUGCUUUCCGUUGGGUUCCGGUUGGCUAGGCCGUGGUUGUGGCGGCAAGCAUGGCGGUAGCUGUGCGGGCUCUACAAGAACAGCUGGAGAAAGCCAAGGAAAGCCUCAAGCACGUCGAUGAAAAUAUCCGCAAACUCACGGGGCGGGACCCCAACGAUGUGCGGCCCGCUCAAGGUAGAUUGUUGGCCAUCACAGGCCCUGGUGGAGGUAGGGGGCGCGGAAGCCUAUUGCUGAGGCGUGGAUUCUCGGAUAGCGGCGGAGGACCCCCAGCCAAACAGAGGGAUCUAGAAGGGUCGACGAAUAGAUUGGCUGGUGAACGUCGGACAAGGAGAGAAUCACGCCAUGAAAGCGACGCAGAGGAUGAUGAUGUUAAAAAACCAGCGUUGCAGUCCUCUGUUGUUGCUACCUCCAAAGAGCGAACACGCCGAGACCUUAUUCAAGAUCAAACUAUGGAUGAAAAGGGGAAACAAAGGAAUCGGCGUAUAUUUGGCCUGUUGAUGGGUACUCUUCAGAAGUUUAAACAAGAAUCAACAGUUGCUACUGAGAGGCAAAAAAGAAGACAAGAAAUUGAGCAGAAACUUGAAGUGCAGGCAGAAGAAGAGAGAAAGCAGGUUGAAAAUGAAAGACGAGAACUCUUUGAGGAAAGACGUGCUAAACAAACAGAACUACGACUAUUGGAACAAAAAGUUGAACUUGCUCAGUUGCAAGAAGAAUGGAAUGAACAUAAUGCCAAAAUAAUUAAAUAUAUAAGAACGAAGACAAAACCUCAUUUGUUCUAUAAACCUGGCAGAAUGUGCCCUGCUUCCCAGAAGAUGUUUGAUGAUUCCCAAAAAAAGUUAAAUGCACUGUUUGAAAAUAGACGCACUGAAUUUGCUGAGCAAAUUAAUAAAAUGGAAGCCAGGCCCAGACGACAGUCUGUGAAGGAAAAAGAACACCAGGAGGUACAGAAAGAAGAAAAGAAGGAAGACCAGAACAAGGAGCAGGAAGUGGGUAAGGUGGUACAGCAGGUGGAGGAGAUGGAGACAGGUAAUAAGAGCAAUGAUAUAGAAAUGGAAGAGGUAAGGGAAGAAAAGGAGGUAGGUGCUAGUCAUAGUGAUGGGGAGAUAGAACAGGAAGAGGAAGAGCAAAAAGAGGAAAUGGAAGUUAAAGUAGAAGAGGAAGCUGAAGUUAAAGAGAAUGACAGGCAGACAGAUAACCCAACUGAGGAAGUUGAGGUAGUGAAGGGAGAAAGUGAAGGUAUUCAGCCAAUAGAUGGUGAGCAGGAUGUAAUGGAAAUCAAUGAGACAGAUUGUACAGAGCCAUUAGAAACAGAGCCGUUAGAAAAUGAAAUUAGCACAGAGGUUGAACCAGAAGUGGAAUGUAAUGCUCAGCCAGAACAGGAAGGGCUCAUUGUGGUCCUUGAAAAAGAGGAACCCGGCAAGCCAGAAGUUGAUGCUGAACCAGAGGAGUCAGAAGAGAAGGAGCCUGAAUCCAUUCCAGUAUCGGAGGCUGAGGUCCAGCCUCAGUCAGAGUCUGUGAUUUGGCCACAGCCUUUGCCACUUUUGGAAUCCACUCAAGACCAAGCACCACAAUUAGAUAAAGAAGCUCUAGUGUCUGAAAAGCUGCCUGAAAUACAGGCAGAUCAAGUGCAGGCAGUAAGUGUAGAAAUUAAAAACAAAAUUAGGAGCAGAAGCAGGGGUAGAGCAAGAAACAAAACCAGUAAGAGUCGAAGUCGGAGUACUAGUAGUAGCACUAGUAGUACUAGUUCUACAAGUAGUAGCAGUGGGAGCAGUUCUAGCAGUGGUACAAGCAGUAGUCGGAGCAGUUCCAGCAGCAGCAGUAGCAGUGGUACUAGUAGUCGAGAAAGUACUAGUAGUUCUAGCAGCAGUGAGAGUAGAAGUCGAAGCAGGGGGCGAGGACAUAAUAGAGAUAGAAAGCAUAGAAGGAGUUUGGAACGGAAGCGAAGGGACAAUUCAGGAGUAGAUAGAAGUCACAAGUCUUCAAAAGGUAGCAGAAGAGAUGCAAAAGGAUCAAAGGAUAAAAGCUCAAGGUCGGACAGAAAAAGGUCUAUAUCAGAAAGUAGUUGGUCAGGCAAAAGGACUUCACGGAAUGAAAGAGACCGUAAAUCAGACAGGAAAGACAAAAGGCGUUAACAGAAGAGACCAGGCACCUACCCUAAUUUUUGCAGCAGAAGAUUACUUGAGUGAAGAGAGUCCAUAUAAGGAAGAAAAGGCUGCUUUAAUUGCAUGCUGUGUAAAAUCUUUUGAAGACUCUUUACCAGGCAAUUGUGCUUUUUACAUGAUUUUGUAAAAGGUUACUUAUCAAAUUAUGUGAAGAUGCAGAUGUGUAAAAUAAAAUAUUGAAACCCCUCCAUUUUUUAAGUAUCCUCUACUUCAAAGUUUCUUGUAUAUUUUAAAAGGUACAUAGUUAAAUUUGUGUGAUUCAAUUGUAUCAUAAGUCUCUUUUUGUAGAAAUAAAUGUCUUUUACAGAGGUUUGUGAGAGCCUGUUGCUGCUUCAACUUGCAUAGAAAACUUUCUCCUUUUAUUGGCAAACCCCAUGCAGAGUGUUUAAUAUUCUGCACGUUAGCCUUUCCUACUUAAUUGUAAAGAAGAAAGUGAAUUUCCAAAUCCCAUGAAGAUGUGUCUGCUUUCAGUUAAAUUUGAUUCAAGCUUUUACUAUUGUUUCUUAAGAUAACUACCCAUGUAUGAAAGCAAAAUAAGUACAUCAGGCUAAUUAUAAUUUUUUUGAACACAUAAUGUUCUAUUUUGUGAUUCCUAUAGUUACAUAAACUUUGCCUUUCUCUAGGAUAAUGAUACUCAGUGUAGCUUUUUUUUUUAUUAAAAAAAAACUUGCCUUUCUGUGUUUUGCUGUAUGAUAGAAGAAUGCCAUGUGUCUCUUGUAAAGCUAGAUGAUUAUUGGCCAUCCACACCUUUUCAAAUUGCAGUAUAAAUGGGUUGCAUAGUUCGUUUGGGGCUAAUGUUGUGCUUAAAAAUGCGUGUUGAGUGAGGAACGUGAACUUGGACUUUUUUUGUAAUAAAGCAAAUAGAUGGCAGUUUAGUUGGUGUGGAAUGGUAUUCUGUUUUUAAGCUUUUUAUACAAUUAGUGUAUUUGUUAGCCUGUUCUGUAAUAGUCCAAAUAAAAUUAGCUUUAUCUACA
This is a messenger RNA of Crotalus tigris (Tiger rattlesnake), 3159 nucleotides long. It is a transcript of the gene PNN, whose product is annotated as pinin, desmosome associated protein. The record is from RefSeq and is a predicted model, not a curated record. The transcript has 9 exons. NCBI's taxonomy places the organism in Eukaryota, Metazoa, Chordata, Lepidosauria, Squamata, Viperidae. Bases 74 to 2155 code for a protein of 693 amino acids. Gene Ontology annotation, cellular component: catalytic step 2 spliceosome.